UCUGCUCUCCCACUUUCCCUCUCAAGAAGGAAGAGCAACGGCGGCCAUCUUUCUUUUACAGAGCGAAGUCUGUAGGACACGAUGAGUUCGCUAAAGCUGCAAAAGAGGCUAGCAGCCUCUGUUAUGCGAUGUGGAAAGAAGAAGGUGUGGUUGGAUCCUAAUGAAAUCAAUGAAAUCGCAAAUACAAAUUCUCGACAAAACAUCAGAAAAUUAAUCAAAGAUGGUCUUAUCAUCAAGAAACCUGUGGCUGUACACUCGAGAGCUCGCGUUCGCAAGAAUACCGAGGCCAGACGCAAGGGUCGUCAUUGCGGAUUUGGUAAAAGGAAGGGUACUGCAAAUGCACGUACACCUCGAAAGGAUCUUUGGAUUCAAAGAAUGCGAGUACUUCGACGUCUUUUAAAGAAAUAUCGCGAGACGAAGAAGAUAGAUAGACAUUUGUACCACUCAUUAUACAUGAAGGCUAAAGGUAAUGUGUUUAAAAACAAGCGAGUGUUGAUGGAGUUCAUCCAUAAGAAGAAGGCGGAAAAGGCUCGCGCCGAGAUGUUGUCUGACCAGGCUGAAGCCAGGCGCACAAAAGUUAGGGAGGCACGCAAACGUCGUGCAGAGCGCAUUGCCUCGAAAAAACAAGAACUUCUGCAAUCAUACCAGCGCGAAGAUGAUGCUGCGGCAGCAGCUGCAGCUGCACAAAAGAAAUAAUUUGUGUGCUAAAACAUCUUAUAAUUAUUAUAUAUAUAAAUAAAAUGAAAAAGAAUAUA
Molecule: messenger RNA, 755 nt
Organism: Nylanderia fulva
Lineage: Eukaryota; Metazoa; Arthropoda; Insecta; Hymenoptera; Formicidae
Gene: RpL19
Product: ribosomal protein L19
Biological process (GO): translation
Cellular component (GO): ribosome; cytosolic large ribosomal subunit
Molecular function (GO): structural constituent of ribosome; RNA binding
Source: RefSeq, a predicted model, not a curated record